Fusarium coffeatum is the source of this 888-nucleotide messenger RNA. RefSeq lists its product as uncharacterized. The coding region runs from base 1 to 888 and encodes 295 amino acids. The transcript has a single exon. The record is from RefSeq and is a predicted model, not a curated record. Lineage: Eukaryota; Fungi; Ascomycota; Sordariomycetes; Hypocreales; Nectriaceae.
AUGAGCUCUACCUCUAACCAAGAGUGGCAGCCACAGCCCUUGUCAAUUGCCCCAGCAAUUGCAGCUUACAAUAUAAACACUCCAGAGACACUUGCAAUUGAGAUCGACCAAGCAACUCAUCGUCUUAAUAUUCUCAACCUUUUCAAAAUCCCUACUUCGUCCAACAUUCUUGAGGUUGGCUGUGGUCAAGGAACAUGCACUGUCGUCCUGGGUCAUGUCACUGGUCCAGCGGGUCAUAUUGAUGCGCUUGACCCCGCACCUCUUGAUUACGGCGCGCCAUACACGCUCGGUCAAGCACAAGAUCAUAUAACCAAGGGUGAAAUGGGCGAUCGCAUCACUUUCUGGCAGAGAAAGCUCGAGGACUUUCUACAAGAGACAGGCGAUAAGAAAUGGGACUGCGCCGUCUUAGUCCAUUGCAUCUGGUACCUCGACAAUGAAGAGACCCUCACAAGCAUGCUCAAGGCAUUAAAGGGCCGAGUCGAUAGGCUCUGCAUCGCCGAGUAUUCGAUGCAAGUUUCUUCGCCGGCCGCUGUCCCUCACAUCCUUGCGGCGUUUGCUCAAGCUACACUCGCAGCACACCAUCCGGAAAGCGAGGCGAACAUUCGUUGUCUGCUCACACCAACGGACAUCAAGAGAAUUGCUUGUCAGGUUGGGUGGAAGGUAGAGGAAGAGACGACCAUUGCGCCCGACGAGAAGCUGCAGGACGGCAAGUGGGAAGUCGGAGGAGUCAAGAGUCCUGAGUUUCUUGGAGAUGUCGAGAAAUUUGUUAAGGAUACUAAAGUCAAGACUUUACUGCGGAGUCAAAGGGAAGCUGUUUUAAGUGCUGACGAGCAGCUUGCUGGUGGAAAGACUAGAACGAUGGAUGUUUGGGCGGCUACUCUUAUCUGA